Molecule: messenger RNA, 576 nt
Organism: Yarrowia lipolytica CLIB122
Lineage: Eukaryota; Fungi; Ascomycota; Dipodascomycetes; Dipodascales
Source: RefSeq, a predicted model, not a curated record
AUGAAUCUUCCUCAAAACAUGCACGUCAAGCUCCAACGUGCCCCCACAAACCCUGUCCGUGUCAAGUCCGAGAGCUCGUUCUCUCGAAAGGGUCACGCGAUGGUUAAACCGAGACCCCCGCCAAAUCCAGAUUUGCUGGCCCUGUGCAAAAUCCCGUUCCCGCCAUCGGCUUUUCUAGUCCCCUUAUUGUAUCCGCCUCCAUCCAUCUCCAUUAUUGUAGACGUUUCGGCAAUAGCCCGUUCGGGAUUUAAGCUUCGGAGAAGUGUCGAGCCAGCCGAUUGGCUAAACGCCGAGUGUGAAAAAGAGGGCCGUGCACUUUCCACACCGUGGGUGGCAACGAGGCGUUUGAAAGAGCCCCCAAAGGCGGCACAAGAUAAACCCGACGCCACAGUUGCCAUGUCGCACCACGGAGCGCUUGCAUGGCGCCAUCCAAAGCUGUGGCUGGCACUUUAUCCUGCGCAAUCAAACACAAUCAGUGCGCCAAACUCUGAUGGCUAUUGCGUCAUGACAGCCGGCAGCGAGAGGAUAUAUAUAGGAGACGAGACGAGCCUUCCAGCCUCAAUCGAGACAGCCUGA